CUCAAAACUCCCAAAUGAGCAGACCAGAGAGAGAAGGACCUCCCGAUCUGUUCUACAACGAACAGGAAGCAAAGAAAUACGCCAACAACAGUCGUAUUCGGUUAAUUCAGGCGCAGCUAUCCGAUCGUGCCAUUGAUUUAUUGGUAUUACCAGAGGGUGAGCCUGCACUGUUAUUGGACAUUGGUUGUGGAAGUGGUUUGAGUGGAGAAUGCAUCUCCAAUAGAGGUCAUCAUUGGAUUGGUUGUGAUAUUAGUCCUUCCAUGUUGGACAUUGCCAUUUCCAAUGGAGUUGAAGGAGAUAUAAUGAAACAAGAUAUGGGUCAAGGUCUUCCCUUCCGCUCUGGCAUUUUCGAUGGUGCCAUCAGUAUUUCUGCCGUUCAAUGGUUGUGCUACUCAAACUCGAAAGGAGAGAACCCUGUUCGCCGUUUAACUGCUUUCUUUAUGUCACUGUAUAAUUGCCUCCGUUCUGGAGCGAGAGCUGUCAUUCAAUUAUACCCGGAAACUCCCGAGCAAAUGGAGUUGAUAUCGAAAACGGCUACGAAAUGUGGCUUUUCUGGAGGAUUGGUCGUGGAUUUCCCGAACAGUGCCAAGGCAAAGAAGAUGUAUUUAGUGCUGAAGGCAGGAAACGACCCGAACUUUGUGGUUCCGAAAGGUUUGAGCGACGAGAACGGGGAAGAAGCGACGGAUAUUCGGUUUACAGCGCGUGAGAAAGCGCUGCGUCGUCGUCAUCGUGGUCGCGAGUUCGCUCCGAUAAAGAGCAAAGAGUGGAUCAUGAAGAAGAAGGAGAAGCAGCAAGCUAUGGGACGAAGAACGGCGAGAGAUUCGAAAUACACGGGAAGAAAGAGACCAACUCCUUUUUAUUGUCUUUUUUCAGUGGGCUCCGAACCACAGCCUCCUUUGCCUCCAUGGCAGCCUCCAUGGCAGCCUCCCUUGCCUUUACAGCCGCCUUCUCCUCCACAGCAGCCGCCUUCUCCUCCAUGA
This is a messenger RNA of Blastocystis hominis, 980 nucleotides long. RefSeq lists its product as hypothetical. Gene Ontology annotation, molecular function: rRNA (guanine) methyltransferase activity. Gene Ontology annotation, biological process: rRNA (guanine-N7)-methylation. The record is from RefSeq and is a predicted model, not a curated record. Bases 15 to 980 code for a protein of 321 amino acids. Lineage: Eukaryota; Bigyra; Opalinata; Blastocystidae. The transcript is spliced from 7 exons. Gene Ontology annotation, cellular component: nucleolus.